ACCCACGGGGAGAUACUUGAGCCAAGCAGUGAAGCAGAAGUGUGGAACGCGGAAAUACGAGCUUACGAGAAUCACCCGAAAGCAGCAUUUUCGUCUGUUUGCGUUGCGGUUGCUUACGACACAAGCUUGUCAUCCAAGUGUAAGAGGACACCGCUUCCUGGUGUGGACUAAAUAUCAUGGGCUGAUGAGAAAGUGAGAAGGUAGAAGAAGUGUUCGAGUCGGGAACAGAAGAGGCACCGUAUUCAAUUGAAGGAAUGUCAGCUGUAAACAAAUCUGCAGAGGAUGACGGCUCCUUCUCGUCGAAGGUCAUCAACAUUGUGUUUAUCCUCCUGCUGUUGGACCUGCUGGGAUUUACUCUGAUCCUACCUCUGCUGCCUUCCAUUUUGGACCAUUAUGCUCAGACAGGGGAUGUUGUAUACGAGUCCCUGCAGGGUGUUGUGGACUGGUUCAGGGACGCUGUGGGGAUUCCUAUGGAAAAGAAAUACAACACAGUCCUGUUUGGAGGUCUGAUUGGUUCGCUGUUUUCUCUGCUGCAGUUCUUGGCCUCACCCAUAACGGGGGUUCUAGCGGACCGUCAUGGCAGACGGCCCCUGCUCAUCCUGACCACAUUAGGGCUGAUGUCCUCCUACGCUGUCUGGGCAGUUUCCCAGAGCUUCAGCAUGUUCCUUUUGUUUCGAGUAAUUGGGGGCAUUUGUAAGGGAAACGUCAGUCUCUGCACGGCCAUUGUGGCCGACUUGCCUUGCCCAAAAGCCCGGAACAGAGGAAUGGCUAUGAUCGGCAUUGCCUUCUCUCUGGGCUUCACAGUGGGACCUCUGAUGGGUGCUUACUUUGCCCUCCGCUCCAGAAACAGGGGCGUCUUCUACCAGACUCCAGCUCUGCUCGCCUUGGCCUUUAGUGCUGCUGAUCUGCUCUUCAUUUGGCUCAUGCUGCCAGAGACGCUCACAAAGGAUGUCAAGGCUUCCUCUUCAGAGUGCGGGGACUCCAGAGACCUUCUGAGUCCAUUAUCUCUGUUCCGUUUUUCAGCUGUUACAAAGACAAAAGAUUCACCUUCGAAAGAAAGAAUGAAGAAGCUUCAAGUCCUGGGCCUGGUUUAUUUCUGCUACCUCUUCCUGUUCUCUGGUCUGGAGUUCACGCUGAGUUUUCUGACUCAUCAACGCUUCCAAUUUACAAGUAUGCAGCAGGGAAAGAUGUUCUUUUUCAUCGGCGUCAUCAUGGCUUUGAUCCAGGGAGGUUAUGCUCGCAGAAUCAAACCUGGGCACCAUAUCAGGGCUGUUCGUAUGGCAAUUGUUACAUUAAUCCCUGCGUUUAUUCUCAUCGGACUCUCGUGGAAUAUGACAAUGCUGUAUGUUGGCUUGGCGUUGUACUCAUUUGCGGCUGCAAUAGUAGUUCCAUGCCUGUCCACUCUUGUUUCUGAUCAUGGCUCUGCCACUCAGAAGGGCACAGUGAUGGGAAUCCUGCGUAGUUUGGGAGCUCUAGCCAGAGCACUGGGACCAGUGGUGUCAUCCUCUGUUUACUGGAUAGCUGGAGCUCCGACCUGUUUUCUCCUCUCGGCUGCUUCUUUUAUUAUCCCCCUGGCUCUCCUGAGAACAGCUGGAAAGCUAAAGGAUGAAUGAGAGACACCAAGACUUGAAAGAGACAUUUUGGUGUUUGUUAGUUUUAAAUGAAUGUUAUGAUGUUUACGUCUGUUUGGGAAAAAACACUGACUCAGUACUUUGACACAUGCAAAAAAAGGAGAUGUAGAGUGCCGAGCUGUUUCUGCCAUGGAUCAACACAUGAAGAAAAUAAUGCAAGCAGAAUGUGCCAAACCGAUCAACAUUAUU
Labrus bergylta (ballan wrasse) is the source of this 1820-nucleotide messenger RNA. RefSeq names its product major facilitator superfamily domain containing 10 (gene slc75a1). The record is from RefSeq and is a predicted model, not a curated record. Gene Ontology annotation, biological process: transmembrane transport. Gene Ontology annotation, cellular component: brush border membrane. Gene Ontology annotation, molecular function: transmembrane transporter activity. Lineage: Eukaryota; Metazoa; Chordata; Actinopteri; Labriformes; Labridae.